Messenger RNA from Aspergillus uvarum CBS 121591, 1404 nucleotides. RefSeq names its product DUF2841 domain-containing protein. The record is from RefSeq and is a predicted model, not a curated record. Lineage: Eukaryota; Fungi; Ascomycota; Eurotiomycetes; Eurotiales; Aspergillaceae. The coding region runs from base 1 to 1404 and encodes 467 amino acids. The transcript has 5 exons.
AUGACUGCUCAGUCGAGCCACACGGACAUGCAACGUUUGGCAUCUGCUUUGCGCUGCUCCCAUUAUGCGGUGCUGUAUAUCGACCAUAGUGGACAGCUUCGCUCCGAAGGGUCCCCUUCCAUUGCAGGGGGCGAGAGAGAAAUCUUCACAGAGGAGGUGCAGGGGAGAUUUCUGAGGUCCGUGGCCUCAGCAUGGCAGCUGAAUACGAGUGUGUUCCGAGCAGGCGACCCUUUAGGUCACAUGUCCGGAGAUGAAGCGGCGGCGGCAGCUUACUCUUCCUCUUCCUCUUCCUGGUCCCAUCACCCAGCCACAGCAAGGCCUACCGGACUCAUACCCUGUGACUUGGUGUCCUUGCGUUUCAAGCGUCCCCGAAGGAGCUUAAGACAGACUGAUUCCGCCUCGGCUCUGGGUUCGACUUCAGAAAAUGAGCAGAGCUCAGCAACAAGAGCAACAAUCCUCCGACUUGGGGACACUGAAACCCUCCGGCACUACUACGAAAGGGCCUUCGACAAAUUCCAGCAGUUGAACUGCAGAGUGGUUGCGAAAGCUUUCAUCAAACUAGUAGAGCCCCGCAAGCAGGUCAAUCAUCCGUAUAACGGCCGACGAACGUCGGCAUCUGCGUCACAGAGGAUGGACCCAGAGCUAACCAAGCCCAACUGGUGGCCGGCUGGGGUGACACAUAAAGAGCCCGACCACCUGUUCAAGCCUGAGCGGAUCAAGUUGCUUGUGCACAUCCUGUGUAAUCUGAAAGACAGUAAAGGAAUUACAGCUGAGAAACUCCAGGAGGCAGGCCAGGACGUGAAACGUCAGAUUGAGCCUACGAAGCGGCAAGAUGUCUUAGACGAGAUCUUCUAUGUCCGGAAGAUGGAAGAAUUAUAUUUGGACGGAAAGAUCAGUGGUGACACGACAGUGCGCGUCUUUCAUGCUCACCUUGCUGAUCAAUGUCAUGUCCCUGAGCUGCAGGAGACGACAAACGACUCUCGCUCUGUUGUUGAAACUAUUCGCAAGCCUAUUAAACGAUACACUCCAGAUUCAGAGAAGAUAGCAGAUGCUGCGGAGCGGAGUUUAGACAGUGAUCAUUCCCAGAGAUUGUUCCAGUCAAGUGACAGGAGUCCAUCGCUUUCGGAAAAGGGCUCAGCAAGCCCGAGUGCUUGCUUCUCCCUCUCUCCGGCGUCAUCUUCGACAAUCAGCCGUGCAGUUUCUCUGGAAAACAAUUUGUCAAAAGAGCCAGCUGACGUUGCUGGUACCUCAAAGUCAAAUAGAGACCCUGGCGCGUUUAGAGACAUCCAAUCCACAGUGUCUCAGAGCUUGCCAGAAUACUUCGCCCAGCAAGUGGCACAUCCGCCUAGUGGCCAGAGUGCCACUUCGAGCUAUUGGGCCACUCUUCCAUACAAUGGUUACUGA